CCAGGAGCGACAUAAAGGUGCCUGGCUGGCUGCAAUACCACCCCACUCCUUCUCCUUCUGAGGACAUCCUAUUCCAGGACAGUGCUUUGCUGUCACUUCACCCCAGCAUGGAGCCAACCAAAGUCCAAUCAGAGGGUGGUCUCAAUGUCACCCUUACCAUCCGCCUCCUAAUGCAUGGGAAAGAAGUUGGAAGUAUAAUCGGAAAGAAAGGGGAAACAGUGAAAAAGAUGCGAGAAGAGAGUGGAGCACGAAUCAAUAUUUCCGAGGGCAACUGUCCUGAGAGGAUUGUCACCAUUACUGGACCAACGGACACCAUCUUCAAGGCGUUUGCCAUGAUUGCCUACAAAUUUGAGGAGGACAUAAUCAAUUCCAUGAGCAACAGCCAAGCAACCAGCAAGCCCCCAGUCACCUUGAGGCUUGUAGUUCCUGCCAGCCAGUGUGGCUCCCUCAUCGGUAAAGGAGGCUCCAAAAUAAAAGAGAUGAGAGAGUCCACAGGGGCCCAGGUCCAGGUGGCAGGAGACAUGCUGCCCAACUCCACAGAGCGUGCAGUGACAAUCUCUGGGACCCCAGAAGCCAUCAUUCAGUGUGUCAAACAAAUCUGUGUGGUCAUGCUGGAGUCUCCACCAAAAGGUGCCACCAUCCCGUAUCGCCCAAAGCCCGCCUCCACCCCUGUCAUUUUUUCCGGUGGCCAGGCGUACACAAUUCAGGGACAAUAUGCCAUACCCCAUCCAGAUCAGUUGACCAAGCUCCACCAGUUGGCUAUGCAGCAAACCCCUUUUACCCCUCUCGGACAGACCACCCCUGCUUUCCCUGGUUUGGAUGCCAGUCCACCAGCCAGCACCCAUGAGCUCACCAUUCCUAAUGAUCUAAUAGGCUGCAUUAUUGGACGCCAGGGAACCAAAAUAAAUGAGAUUCGACAGAUGUCUGGGGCGCAGAUCAAAAUUGCGAACGCUAUGGAGGGCUCAUCAGAGCGCCAGAUCACCAUCACGGGGACCCCUGCUAACAUCAGCUUGGCACAAUAUCUCAUCAAUGCCAGGUUCAGGGACGUGGCUGCCAUGUGGAAUGACCCCUCAUCCAUGACUACAUCCUGA
Molecule: messenger RNA, 1091 nt
Organism: Notolabrus celidotus (New Zealand spotty)
Lineage: Eukaryota; Metazoa; Chordata; Actinopteri; Labriformes; Labridae
Product: poly(rC)-binding protein 3-like
Exons: 13
Coding region: 108-1091 (327 amino acids)
Biological process (GO): regulation of RNA metabolic process; regulation of gene expression
Cellular component (GO): cytoplasm; nucleus
Molecular function (GO): mRNA binding
Source: RefSeq, a predicted model, not a curated record